Messenger RNA from Arabidopsis thaliana (thale cress), 363 nucleotides. Its product is annotated as Ubiquitin-like superfamily protein. The record is from RefSeq and is marked reviewed. Bases 50 to 220 code for a protein of 56 amino acids. Gene Ontology annotation, cellular component: cytoplasm; nucleus. NCBI's taxonomy places the organism in Eukaryota, Viridiplantae, Streptophyta, Magnoliopsida, Brassicales, Brassicaceae. The transcript has 2 exons.
UGACAUAUGUGUGUACUUCCGGAUUAAGAGGGACGUUGAGCUCCGUACGAUGAUGCAAGCAUAUUCCGACAAAGUUGGACAACAAAUGUCAGCUUUUAGGUUUCACUGCGAUGGAAUUAGGAUCAAACCCAAUCAAACUCCCAAUGAGCUUGAUCUUGAAGACGGAGAUGAAAUCGAUGCAUUUGUUGACCAAAUAGCAGGGUUCAGCCAUCGCCAUUAAGAGUAUCUUAACGAUAUAAAAAGUCAUUAGUGCGUUUACAAAAAGAUCAAUAUUGAAAUCUUGUUUAAUUAUUUUCACCUACUUUUUAAUAAGAUUUUAGUAUCCUUUUAUCGAUGUAACAAUGCAAAAGGUGAUUUAUGGAU